Molecule: messenger RNA, 1725 nt
Organism: Rhodotorula toruloides NP11
Lineage: Eukaryota; Fungi; Basidiomycota; Microbotryomycetes; Sporidiobolales; Sporidiobolaceae
Product: protein of unknown function DUF2349
Exons: 6
Coding region: 1-1725 (574 amino acids)
Biological process (GO): nuclear inner membrane organization
Cellular component (GO): mitotic spindle pole body; nuclear inner membrane; microtubule organizing center attachment site
Source: RefSeq, a predicted model, not a curated record
AUGUGGUUCUGGCCUUCUCGGACUGUCCAAUGCUUCUACUGCAACACUUCACUCGAGCUCGUACCGCCACACCCGGCUUCGUCGAGUCGGAAGGGCAAGGGUCGCGCGGUUGAAGGACGAGGGGGUGCGGUUGCGGUUGGAUCGCGGGACGACUUCUGGUGUAACGUGUGCGGGCAGAUGACUCGCAGAGAUGAGAACGGCGAAAUCGUCUCGGACGAUGCAGCAUUCUACGAUUCGUCCUUGAAUGACGAGGCCUUUGCGAAACGAGGCUCUCCCAGCCGCACCCGACUCCCCUCUUCCUUCCCAACAGCCCAAACAACCCCCUUCUGCCGGCAAUGCCUGAACAACCAAUCCCUCCAACUACACCUCCUCGCCUCCUACCCCUCCUCGGACGACGAACAAGACCCCUCUGACCCUUUCCCACCUCUUGACGAGUACCGCCGGUCGCUCGAUGCGCGUUAUCCGCUUGUUUGCGCCAGCUGUGCGCCGAGCGUGGAGGGCGUAAUUAGGGAGCGGGAUUAUAGAGUCAAGACGCAGGCUUUGGGCGCGAGGUUGAGGGAGAGUCAGUUGAGGAGGGAGAGGGAGGAGAGGCUCAGUAGGCAGGUCCGGCGGAGAGACGGCUUCAAGUGGACGGCAGAGGAGUGGGCUUGGCGAGCGCGAGGAGCGGCGUGGGCUUUGACGCAUGGGACGACCGUCGUGGGAUGCUGGUGCGGCCUUUGGCGAGACGUUGCUAUCGCGCCUUCGCAACCGCUGCAUCUUGACGUCGCCGCCCAAUCCAGCACUCUGCUCCUCGUCGCGGUCGUCUCGCUUCUCUGGUCCUGCUGGGACCCGACCUGGUCGACUCUUCGGAGAGAGCGUGCGCGGGGACGGAAUCCGAUUGUCACUGGAAGAGCGCCGUACAUCGCUGUUCAACUGGCCGCCUACGUCUUCCGGAUAGGCAUCCUUUCCGCACUGCGGUUUCUCGACAAUCGCCGGCCAGCACUCCUGCUACUGCUCGCUUUGAUAUCGAUCAUCGCCCUCAUCUCCGCAUUCUACUGUCCUUCCCUUCGCCACCCUCCUCCCAUCCGCCUCUCUCGCUCUUCCGGCACCGCAACAUCUACCUCUUCCCUAUCUACCCGACCUGCCGAUCCUCUCGAACCUCUAGCCCACCUCUCGCUCUCCCGCAAAGGAAGCCUUCUCGCUCCGAGUCCGCCCACUACGCCUACCGGUACACGUAGCCCCGUCGAUGGCGAAUUAGUCUCGAUUGGCAGCGCGGCCAGCCUGCGGAACCGGAAGAGCAGUGGGCAAACGAACGGGAUUCGUCCGCGUGUACCGUCGUUUAGCCUGCGACCAUGGCGAACAGGCUCGAUGGCUGUGGCGCAAGCUAUGGAGGUCGAUGCUGCCGGUUCGGCGGCAACAGGCGACGACGCGGACGGCCCCAACGAGAACAGCAUGGACUGGACCGCUACGCCUCCUCCUGCCUCGAUUCCCUUUCCCUCCACUUCGUCACGUCCAGCUUCACCUUUCAGCACGCCGAUACCAACCGCGAACGGCGGCAAUCACGUCAACUUUGCUCGACAGCGGUUCGUCCCGCCCGACUUGCGCAAGCCGACUGGUCUCGAGGGGAUGUUUGAGAGGGUUGCGGUGAAGGAGGAAGAUGAGCAGAGCGCGCAAGCGGGGAAGGACGUCGAGAUGAAAGAUGCAGGCGGCGGGAGUAGAUGGCUGAGUGGAUGGCUCGGGCGCUAA